Messenger RNA from Blepharisma stoltei, 1663 nucleotides. The record is from the annotation of a GenBank genome assembly. NCBI's taxonomy places the organism in Eukaryota, Ciliophora, Heterotrichea, Heterotrichida, Blepharismidae.
AUGUAUCAAGAAAUAGAAGGGCAGAAGCCAGUGAUUGUUGCAAGGAAUCAUAAUGCCCGUACAAGGAUGAUAUUGUACAAGUGGAUGACUCCACCAAACUGGAACCCAGCUUGGAAUUUUCAACAAGCAGAGCUAACAGGGCUUUAUUUUGGCAUAACCAGAGCCUUAUGGUAUCAAUUCUACGCUCCAGCAACUGAUCUCUUAAGGUAUUACCAAGCCCCAGACAGCCUCCGCACUCUAGGAAUUUUCACUAACUUUUUCAUAAGAACAUUUGAAUAAAUUUAUUAUUUUUAUAUAAAUAUUUUGAUAAAAUAUAUAAUUAAUGAUUCUUAUAAUGAGAUCUGAAGUUGAACUGUAUAGCACAAUUGAUAAUCGAAUUUAAUUAAUAAAAUAAUGAAAUCUCAAAAUAAAUCUUUAAAUUUUAGACAGCUUGCAUUCUUAAACAUAAAUCUUAUAAAUUAAUUUUGGAUUUUAUAUUCAAAAGCAAUUAAUUUUUUUAAAAAAACAACUUAUCUCCUUUUAAAAACAAACUUGCUCACUCUUUAUUGGGGAGGAUAAGGAAGUCUGCAAAAUGGAAAACUUCCGAAGAGGCUUCUUCUCAAGUUUAUUCUUUUCCAGCACCUAUGGGCUUGCAUUUCAAACAUCAAGAUUUUAUCUUUGGAAAGAUUAUGCAGGAGGCUACGCCCAUGAGCACCACACUGUUAAUACCGAUUGGGGGAAAUAUCUAUUAACUGCAGCCGCAAUUGGUGCUGUUACAUGCUGGAUUCCAGUUCCUUUCUAUAACAUUUCCUUAAGAUUCGAGCAGGACAAGAUUCUUCCAAAAGAAUUCGCAAGAGGAUACAGAAAUCACUUCCACGCAGCCUUAACUAUUUUAAGCAAAGAUGGACUUUACCCAUUCAUGAGAGGUGCAGGCCCUCUAAUGGGUCAAGCUUUCGGAGAAACCUUGGGCUUGCUUUUCUUCACUGAUUUCAUAAAAGAAAAACUCAGACAUAUGACGCAUUGGGGAACUGAUUUCCCUGGAACACCAGAAGCUGUUUUAAGAGCAUUUUACGUCAGCGCUGGAGUUUAUGCUGGUGUGUUUAUGGGCUACCCAUUCCUACAUUUGAAACACUUAGUAGAAGAGCUGCCUAAGAACUCACAAGGAGAACUUUUCUUUAAGAACUAUGCAGAGGCUUUCUGGAAAGCACUUGGAGACACUUUUUAUAUUGGCCAAAUGUGGAAUGGGUUCCAUGGAUAUUUGGCUAGCUCCCCUUUGUCUUUAUAAAUUUUAUAUGAAUUUUUUUAGAGUUUCCAAAACUUUUAUUUUAUGAAUCCUUCACGAUGGUUAUCAAAACUUAUACGAUAUGGAUUUAUAACAGUUUAUUUGAAUUUUUUAUAUUUAUUUCACAAUUUAUUUAUUGACUUAUUUUUUAUGGUAAAUAUUUUACUAUAUAAAUAAUAGAAGAUAUUAUAAGCCAUUGCAAUUGUAGUUUUUAUAUUUUUUAAAAUUGUUUACUAUAUAAUGGGUCUAAAGAAAAUUUUAGAAAAAUUUCGCUUUUUUGUUAUGAAAAAGGGGAGUAAGGCAGGAGUGCCUUUGUUCUUAGCCACAUGGUUUGCUGAUUCAAUUGGAAUAUUCGACCAAGCAGUCUUCCCAGCAGUUUACGUUCCAGACCCGGAAGCUUAA